Kwoniella shivajii is the source of this 2538-nucleotide messenger RNA. RefSeq lists its product as uncharacterized. NCBI's taxonomy places the organism in Eukaryota, Fungi, Basidiomycota, Tremellomycetes, Tremellales, Cryptococcaceae. The record is from RefSeq and is a predicted model, not a curated record. The transcript is spliced from 8 exons. Bases 1 to 2538 code for a protein of 845 amino acids.
AUGUCGGUAGAUCUAUCGGACCCUCAAGUAAGCACAGUGAGGGAUAAGAUAUUAGAUACAAACGAUCCCACAACAUGGUUUCUCUUACAUUACGCCAUCUCCCCAACAUCUAUCACGCCAUCUUCUUCUCUUUCACAAAGUAUAACGCUUCUAGCUUCGGGUCGUGAGCCGGUACUGCCUAAAUGGCAUGAAAAUCUGACGGAAACGAACGAGGAUGUGUUAUUUGGUUACGGAGAGAUAGCAGGCAAGGGCUUAGUGCUGCUGUUCUUGAAAGACAAAGUGGGCGGUGUGAAACGAGCACGAGCUGUAGUUCAUGCCAGAGCAGUUGCCUCUCUUUUCCCCGAUUACUCAGCAUUGAUCACUAUCGCUCAUCUAAGUCAACUGACUGAAGAACUCAUAACUGAACGAUUAGCGUUAAAUCAACCCUCUUCUUCAUCUUCUUCAUCGACUAUACCUAAACCGAAAUAUUCUAUACCUGGAUAUGAUCACCCUAAUCCUUUGUCGCCUUUAGCACCUGGUGGACCUAUGCCUUAUUUACCUUCAACAGGAUCAUCAAGAAGUGUAUCUGCUGAACAACCGGGAUCUUCAUCUGGAAAUGCAUUCGGAAUUGGAAACGGAAAUGCAAUUGCAAACGGAUCCGGGAUGAACCAUCCUUCACCCAAGCGGUAUGGUGACAUAUCCAACAAUUACGACUCUCCAACUCGCAAUAGAAUUACUUCAUUGAACAGUACGAGUACACCUUCAAGACAAAAUACGUCGUCACCUGGACCAGCAAUGUCAGCUCCUAUAGCGUUGGGGUCACCUGUUAAAGUUGAAUCCAAAGGUAUUUCAUCCGCAGAUUAUUUCGGUAAAGACGAUCCAUCCUCUCCGAGAAGUAGAAAAACUUCCUUUGGAGUACGGUUGAAAAACACUUUCAGGUCACCCAGCUAUAGCAAUAAUAACUCCUUUGAUGAGGCUUCUUCACCAUCUCUACAAUCACAGACACCACAAACUCAAGGUUUUUCACACGAGAGAACGCAGGGAUCACCUGGAAGUCCCAAAUCACCUAAAGAGAAAGAAGGUAGAUUCAAGAAUAAUUCAAUUGUGAAAGCUUUCCAUAGGAGAAGAUCUUCAACAAACCCAAUUAAUACCCCACCUGAUUCACCAAGGGUCGCUGAUCAUGAGGGUCAAGAUGAAAAUGGGCAAGCGGACGUCGAGUAUGCACCGCCUGUACCGCCAAAAGAUCUUCCACAAACAUCCCCUUUGGAAAGUGACGAAGACUUGAGAAUACCCCCGCAAUCCGAGACCUUCAUUUCGUCUUCGGCAAAUUCAUUAGGACAUGGUCAACCCAAUGACAUCAAGUCAAAUACCUUAUCGCCUUCACCGUCUGCUAGACAAGUACUGUACGAGGCUAGGCAAAAGAGUCUUUCUGCGGAAACCGAAAUCCAAGAAAGGUUCAGAAGGGAUCAAGAGGAAAGAAACCGCGUGAAUGAUAAUGGUAGAGAGACAGAUGAAGAAAGUGUUAGACUAGCUUAUGAUCAAUCUGAAUCGGAACAUGAAGAUGAACCUUAUUCAAUACAACAAGUUCAAAAGACGGAUAACAGAGGAAUCAAUGAUACCGAUGGAGAUCAAGCGACACCAACCAUAUACAAUGGCGGUCAAGUUGCUCAAGCUGAAAAGAUGAGUCAAGCUGCCGAAGACCAUGCUGAGCGGGCUGCUGCUAUUCGACGCGAGGAGGACAAGGUUAGACAACUAGCUGAAGCCGAGGAAGCUGCUGCAGUGGAGAAACAAAGAUUGGAAGAGGAACGUAUAGAAGCAGAGAGGAGGAUAGAAGAGGAGAGGAUGGUUGAGGAAGAGAGAAUCAGGAUUGAAAGAUUACGGCUGGAAGAGGAAGCAAGGAAAGAAGAGGAAGAAAAGGCUAGAAUAGAAGCAGAGGAUAAGGCACAAAGAGAAGCGGAAGCUGUUCGGAUAGAAGCAGAGGACAAGGCUAAAUUGGAAGCUGAACAAGCCAGAUCACGAGCCGAAGAAGCUGCUGAGGUGGCCAGGAUAGAAGCUGAGCAGAUAGCUCGGCGACAAGCUGAAGAAGCUGAAUUGGUCAGAGUCAAGAAGAUGCAAGAAGAUGAAUUGGCUAGGAAAGAAAUCGAAGAGAAAGCGAGAUUGCACAAAGAAGAAGAAGAAAGGAUAAAGGUUGAAAGCGAGAUCAAAAGGAAAGAAGGUAUAAGACAGGGUUUGGAGACUGGAAAGAAGGAAGGCGGCAUUAUGCUUCGAGGAUGGGUGACUGUGCAAACGUACAAGAGCAUGACUUGGAGAAGGAGAUAUUUCCGUUUAUUACCAAACGAAAUGCAACUCUACAAAGCCGAAGCCGAUCCAAAACCGAUACAAACGAUAUACAUUGGCAAAUCAUCUUCCGUUUCAGAAAGAUACGAAGAGUCCCAAGUCAAAGACAGUUUCAAAGUCAUCUCGGAUGGGCCCAAAGGGGAAGAGGAAUUCUUCUUAUUCACUGACUCGGGAGAAGAUAAGGAGACAGUAUUGGAAGGAUUGAGAUUAUGUAUGGCCUAA